GACCUUUUUACUUCAACAAAUUAUAUCUGCCUCCUUCCGUUCUUCCGACAAAGGCGUUUAGAGAAACUUUCCUGGGUGGCAACUUAAUUUUCUUGCCAAACAAACACACUUCUCUCCCAAUUUCGACUCGCUGAUAAUAAAUGGAAAAAAAAGAACAGAAAAUUUAACUCAAGAGUUGACCUGUUACUCUAAGCUUACAGUUUUGUCAUUUAGCUGUUUUGCUUUUGUGACCCAGAAGUUACAAUCUACACCCGACGCCAUUAAAUUUCUAAAACUUCAAAUUCUCACAAUUUUUUUUUGGUUUUGAAACUUAACAACCUUUGGAGGCUAUCAUUACCCAUUAAAUUCCCUUGCCAAUUCCAGAUUUUCAAGCCCUCCCUCCUCACGCGGUGCUGUUAGGGUCCAAAAUAAGAGAAGUGUCUCGACAGAAAACAGUCCAGUACACUACCCCCAGGGCGUGCAGUCCUCUGUCCAGCAACGUGACACAGGUUUUUUUUCAAUCCAGAUUUCUUCUCCAAGGAGUCGGAGAUACACUAUAUUUCGUAACGGAAUUCUUGAGCUUUCUCGAUUAUAAAUGGGCCGUUCUCGUGGCAAUUUUCACUCUGUUGAUGAGGACCCAACCCAGAGAUGUAGUUCACCUGGGUUCCUGCUUUUGGCAUUGCAGAUCAAGGAGAAAGAAGAACUCCGCUAGUGGAGAAAAUUUAGAAUCUUCAUCAGCAGGUCAGGGAACAGGUGAGGGGAAAAGGGCUUUGUACCAUUGCAAUUAUUGCAACAAAGAUAUAACUGGGAAGAUCCGAAUCAAGUGCGCGAUGUGCCCUGACUUUGACUUAUGUAUAGAGUGCUUCUCUGUUGGAGCUGAGGUGACACCUCAUAAAAGCAAUCACCCUUACAGGGUUAUGGAUAAUUUGUCUUUCCCUCUUAUUUGCCCUGACUGGAAUGCAGAUGAUGAAAUACUACUUCUGGAGGGAAUUGAAAUGUAUGGACUGGGAAAUUGGGCAGAAGUUGCUGAGCAUGUGGGGACAAAGAGUAAAGAACUGUGUAUCGAACACUAUACCAAUAUAUAUAUGAACUCUCCAUUUUUCCCUCUUCCAGACAUGUCUCAUGUAGUCGGGAAAAACAGAAAGGAGCUUCUUGCUAUGGCCAAAGGACAUGGAGAGGACAAAAAGGGAUCUUCUAUGCUUGGAGAGCAUACUGUGAAGGAGGAGUCUCCAUUUUCUCCCUCCAGAGUCAAAGUUGAAGAAAUGCAUAAAGGUGGUCCUUCUGGGCGGUUACUAUCAAAUUUAAAUGCAGAUGUAGAAUCUGGGGUGCAUCCUAAUAGCUUAGAUGCAGCAGCAACAGCUGCUAUUAAGAAGGCAUCCAAAAUUGCCCAUGUUAAAGAUGGCCUCAGUGUUGUUAAAGUGGAAGAUCCUCAAACAGACAGGAGUUUUAAGGGGAAAAAAUUGAAUUCUUCUGGGAAUGACGGCUCUUUAGUUGAGUUGAGUGGUUAUAACCCCAAACGACAGGAAUUUGAUACUGAAUAUGAUAAUGAUGCAGAGCAGUUGCUUGCUGAGAUGGAAUUUAAAGAUACUGAUACUGAUGAUGAGCAUGAGCUGAAGUUGCGAGUUCUACGUAUCUAUUCAAAGAGGCUUGAUGAAAGAAAACGCAGAAAAGAUUUUAUUUUAGAAAGAAAUUUGCUAUAUCCAAAUCGUUUUGAGAAGGAUUUAUCUCCAGAGGAGAGGGCGCUUUGCCGACGGUAUGAUGUCUUCAUGCGUUUUCAUUCCAAGGAAGAACAUGAAGAUUUGCUUCAGACUGUUAUAGCAGAGCAUAGAACUCUGAAAAGGAUUCAAGAUCUUAAGGAAGCCCGAGCUGCUGGUUGUCGUACAUCUGUUGAGGCGGAUAAAUAUCUUGAAGAGAAAAGGAAAAGGGAAGCUGAAGAAAGUUCUCACAGAGCAAAAGAAAGUGUCCAGGUUGGUCCAAGCAACCAGGGAGGUCCAAGUGUUUUCAUGGCUUCAGAGUCUGUCGGCAAGGAUUCAACUACGAGACCUGCUGGACACUAUGUUAAUGAUAUGGAUGCACUGGGCUUUUAUGAAACACAAUUACUAUCUGAAGCUGAGAAACGCCUCUGUCAUGAGAUAAAGUUGCCCCCACCUCUCUAUCUUAAGAUGCAGGAGGUUAUGACAAAAGAAAUCUUCAGUGGCAAUGUCACUAAGAAAUCUGAUGCUCAUCCCUUAUUCAAGCUUGAAGCCAGCAAAAUUGACCGAGUUUAUGAUGUUCUUGUGAAAAAGGGGAUUGCGCAACCAUGAAACCUCAUGUUUGUUCUGAAUCUAAACUCCAUUCAUUCUCCCUGAGAAAUGAAAAUAUACUUAAUUCUAUUAAAAAAAAAAAGGUAAAAAACGAGAGCCUUUUCUAGGUGAAGACCGGUUUUUUACUGCUCAUGAAGUUUCACAUUGCAGGGUGGGAGGAUGGUGUAUCACUUCAUGGAUACACAUUCUACAAGAGAGAAGGGUUAUUUUUCAGUCAGAAGAUGUAAUUUAUACUCUUUAAAUUACAUGAGAAGUCUUACACAAUGCUUUGGUUCGCAAGCUUAUGAUAAAAGGUGGAUCAUUUGCUUUGGUCUCUUCAAAUGUUUUGGUGCUUCAGAUUCAAUAUUUCUUCUUCAAUUAUCAGAUAUUCUCUCUUAUUUUU
Molecule: messenger RNA, 2664 nt
Organism: Hevea brasiliensis (rubber tree)
Lineage: Eukaryota; Viridiplantae; Streptophyta; Magnoliopsida; Malpighiales; Euphorbiaceae
Product: transcriptional adapter ADA2b
Exons: 14
Coding region: 609-2282 (557 amino acids)
Biological process (GO): regulation of transcription by RNA polymerase II; chromatin remodeling
Cellular component (GO): nucleus
Molecular function (GO): transcription coactivator activity; zinc ion binding; protein binding
Source: RefSeq, a predicted model, not a curated record